AAGAAUAACACACCAGGCAGUAUGAAGCAAGUUUUGUUUUUACAGGUAUUACUGAUGCUAUCCCUGUUCAGUGGUGACUGUUACAAAAACAACAUUGUACCAGAAAAAACGGGAAAAUGUUACCCCUGUAAACAGUUCUAUCAACAUGAAGAAUUGCACGUUAAUUGUUCUUAUGAAAAUUUGAGAGCUGUCCCAGAUACAUCGGCUAACACGGUUUACCUUUAUCUACAACAUAACUUAAUCGGACAAGUACCGAAUGAAAUCUUUAACCAUCUGAACAAGCUUGUUUUGCUAGAUCUAUCUUUCAACACAAUUAUUACAAUCAAUGCAGAUUCAUUCGCAGGUCUGCAGAAUCUGCGCUUUCUCUAUCUCAAAAGUAGUUUGCAAGAUCACAUUGAUACGAGAAUACGUUUGCCAAAGAAUGCAUUUAAACAUUUAGUCAAUCUUACAAUUUUGGAUCUAUCCUUCAAUAUCAUACACAUUGAUCAAUACACAUUUAGUGGACUUGUGAACCUGCAGCAACUUAAACUCAACAGUGAUUGGAUAAGAAGAAUACCAAAUGAUACCUUCCAAUACACACCAAAGCUUAUUAUUCUUGAUCUAUCUUGUGAUUUUUUAAAUAAUGUAACUAAAGGUAUGUUCAAUGGACUUGGAAACCUGCAUCACCUUUAUCUCAAUGCUAAUUUCAUUGAAUCUAUUGAAAACAAUGCAUUUCAAUCGUUAAUUAAUCUAACUGUGCUAAAUUUAGAGUUUAAUUUAAUACAUUCAAUCAAUAAGCAAACGUUUUCUGGACUUCCAAAGUUGCGUCAUCUAAACUUGCAUUUUAAUUCUAUAAACAAUACAUCAGAUCAUACUUUUGAAAAUUUGAUAGAUCUUCGUGUACUGGAUCUUUCAAAUAACAAACUGCAGUCUGUAAAUGGAAAGACAUUUAUAGGACUUAAAAACCUGGAAAUUCUAAGACUCAAUUCGAAUAGCCUUAGGUAUAAUACGAACCGGUUACCUCCAGGAUGUUUUAAACCUUUAGAAUCACUCAGACAACUUUCUGUUCAAAUGAAUAAUCCACGAAGUGCAAUUGAUGCUUUCGUACUUCCAGAUGAGACAAUAAAAGAUUUGAAAAUGUUGAAAACACUGGAAUUAGAUGUUAAUGCUGAUAACGAGAGAAUUGUAGGUAUAGGAUUUUCUUCCUUAAGUAAACUCUCCUCGCUUAUUUUCAGUGGUGUCUGUAAAUUUUCUUUAUAUAAUGACACAUUUAGAUAUACACCAAAUUUGACACAUUUUAGCAGCAUACAUUGCGAUAUAAAAUCCAUAGAGACUGGUACGUUUUUGUUUCUAACCCAGCUAAAAUUUGUGGAACUAGAUUUUGUAUGCAUCUUGACUCUUGACCGUUAUAACGCAAUUGACAUCAUUUCGCUUUUUUCGAAGACACCAAUUGAAAUUUUGAAAAUGAAUAAUAUUUAUUUAGGAACUUCAGUUUUCCGAUGGGAAGAUUUAAAUAUUCUACUACUCGAUACGCCAAUACGUGAACUUCAUAUAACAAACAAUGAUAGUUGUUUUUAUAGUAGGAAUUCUUUUCCAUUAAAAAGUAUUAUACCAGCGCCAGUCAGUUUGCAACUUCUUGAUUUAAGUAACAAUAAUAUAGAUCAAAUAAAUCUCAAUUUGACCUAUGUUAUAUACCUGAACUUGUCAGGUAAUCUACUCGGUAAGUUUUUAGAGGAAUAUAGCUAUGCGUUGAACGAAACACGCAGACUUGAGUUUAUAUGUCUCUCCAAUAAUUCAAUCGAGCACAUUUUUUCUAAACUAUUCGUGAACCAGCCGAAAUUACGAAAUAUCGAUUUAAGUUUUAAUAAGCUUACGUAUGUGAGUUUUGAAUUAUCUCAUUUAGUAGAUUUAGAGAUUUUAAAUUUGUCAAGUAAUACCAUACGUUUUUUGGACGACGGGUCAAUGAAAAAACUAAACAGACUUCUCGGGAUAUAUAAAAGUAUAAAAGUUGACCUAAGCAACAACACGUUUCAAUGUAACUGUUACAGUAUUCCCUUUUUGAAUUGGACGCUGAGGAGUCGUCAUCGUUUUGUCAACUUUGAUACAUACAAAUGCACGUUUCACAAUGGAAGCAGUCUGGACUUGAAUUCACUUAGAAAAGAAAUUCUAAUCGAUCUACAGCGUGAUUGUUUGAACUAUUCAAUUUCAAUAAUUAUCACAUGUUCUGCUAUGUUUGUCUUCAUAGUUAUUUUAGUUAUAAUCGCCAUUCACAGACACAAACAAAAACUCCGAUUCAUGUUUUAUUCAUUUAGAGGUAGACUUCACUUUCUAUAUUAUCAAACAAAGUUUAAGAACCGGUUUCGGUCUACAAAACAGUCAGAAAACAAGUUGGAUUAUAUUUAUGAUGCCUUUGUGUCAUAUUCAGAUGAAGAUCGAGCAUUUGUAUUGAAUGAGUGUAUUGAAAAUCUUGAAAACGACGGAAAUUUAAGGUUAUGUUUACAUCAUCGUGAUUUUGUUCCAGGACACGAUAUAACAGAUAAUAUUAUACAUGCAAUUGAAAGCAGCAGAAAGACCAUCUGUAUAAUAACAAGAUCUUUUCUUCAGUCGUAUUACUGUAUGUUUGAAUACAAUAUGGCUAGAAUGGAAAGUAUUCAUUCAAGAAAUGGAAAAAAUGUUCUCUUUCUUGUAUUUUAUGAACAAUUGUUACCUGAGGAGUUACCUUUGGUUUUAUACGAAGUGAUUCAGAAAGAAACAUAUAUUGAAUUCCCGAAUGACGAACAUGGAAAUAGGAUUUUCUGGGAAAAAAUAAAAGAUGGUAUCUUUGCUUAGGCAUCUUAGCAGCAAUAACCGUAGGCAGAUAUUAAUACAAAGAUAUCCGUAUAAAGAACAUGGUAAAAGAAUUUGUAAAGAACGAUACAUGUCCUUGCAAAAAUAUCUUUCGUAACAAAAUAAAAGUUUCCUACUUAGAAAUGAAUAUGUCUUCCAUACAACUGAUAACAUGAUGUGUGACUUGGAUUAUGUUUGAUUUUCCAUCGAGCAUAAGUAACAUAUUGAACUAAGCAAUACGCAUUAUUAAAACAUUAUAUUUCCAACUUGCAUUAUUCGUAGAACGCAGUGAUCAAAUCAACUAUGAACAUAUCAGUUGAUUAAGAGCUGCGGUAGUCAUAAUAUUGUGUUUGGCAAUGUAAAUUAAGUGUUCCGAAACUAUUUUUUUUAGGAAUGAUUGUGCUAUUAUGAGAUAACAACUUGCGUGUCUUGGACUAUUAUUUGAUAUUGUUAAAAAAAUGUUAUAUUAUUAAUUUCAUCUAUAUCAUAUACAAUUUACAAAUUUAUCAUGUUAUACUGUAAUGAUGUCUGGUUUUAAACAAUAUCUAUAAAAGCAUGCUCUUCCAUAGCAUAAGGAUAAAUGAUUACUAAGCGUGGACUUCCAUACUUUUGAAGUUGACAUAAGCACCCUGUGCAAUGGACUCUCAUAGCGUUAUGUGAUGGCAUACGCUUUCUUCGUAGAUAUGUACACACAUAAAUUAUGAGUUUACAUACGCUUUGAUUGUAGGCAUGUGCACACAUUAAUUUAUGGGUUGACAUACGCUUUCAUUAUAGGCAUGUAUAAAUAACGGUAUAAGUAAGUUGGCGUUCGCUGUCGUCUAAUGCUUUCCGCAAAUGCACAUAAAGCAAUUAUAAUCAAAAUCACAGGUAGAAAUUUAAUUUUGUUGAAGCAAUUUUCUGCAAUUGCAGUAUUGCAUCAACUCUAUACUUGGACGUAUAUAGAAAAGAUUAUAGAAAUGACAAAAGUACAAAAGUAAAAAGAAAGGCUUGAUUUGUUAAAAGUACAGUAAAAAGGUGUAUCGAUAGACAAACAAAUUGAAAAAGGAUCAAAAUAUUGUACUCAUUCUGUCAGUUGCAAACAGGGUUAUCAGGUCAUAAAAAAAUGAUUUUUCACCCCAUUGUCAAAAUUCGUGUAAACGGGGGAAAUCUAAUAAAAUAUCUGUAGAUUCUAGUUUGAAUAAAUGUACGAAUAUUGUAAAUAUUGGAAUAUCACCUUUUGAAAAUAAUUUGAAAAUCAAUAAAAGGGUUGAUAAUAUGCCCUCAUCUAGAAUAAAAAAAAUCUUCAUUUUACGACUAAAUAGUUAUUAAUGCUGUGCUGGUAUGACGACAAUACUCCACGGAUGAUCUUAAGAACGAAAUUUUAAAUUCAUCAGCAUCCAGGUCUGUGCGCUUCACAGAGUCAAAUAGUAAACAUUCGUAUAAUUGCCACAUCUAAGUAUAAGACCGGCAGUGAAUAUUUGAAGGUCCCUAUUAUGUAUUAGAUACCUAAGCUACACAACGAAGCCGUCAAAUAUCGUUUGAACUCGGCCUAUAUAUUGCACUUUGUAAAUACAGCUGAAUCACGAACCAUGCCACGUUUGGAGAAAUAUUUGAUAUUCAUAGGUAUUUUGUUUUGUUUACCUACUGGUUCCUAAAUAUGAUCUUCAUGUUUCAUCUCGUAGAGACACAACUUAAAAAUAUACACAGCCAUAUGGUUUGACGUUAACAAAAAAAUAGUAGUGCAUGGGAUCUUUCCUUUCCAAUAUAUAAUUUUUUACGAAACUUCAUAAUAAAAGGGACACAAUUUUAGCCGUAAAAGGAGUUCCUAUGUGAAAUUUCAUUGUCUAUAUUUACAGUACAACCUCAAGUAAGUGUAACACAAUCUUUAUGUGUUUUUACUAGCUCCCUUACUUCUUUCAAGGAAAUUAUCUUCAAAUUUUGUUAUAAUCAUAUACAAAUAAUGAUUUUGAUUAUUUAUGGAGUGUAAAAUAUUCUUUGGAUGUAUCAAAUAAAUUACAUGCUUUUGGU
Molecule: messenger RNA, 4812 nt
Organism: Mytilus californianus (California mussel)
Lineage: Eukaryota; Metazoa; Mollusca; Bivalvia; Mytilida; Mytilidae
Product: toll-like receptor 4
Exons: 1
Coding region: 22-2808 (928 amino acids)
Biological process (GO): toll-like receptor signaling pathway; immune response; inflammatory response
Cellular component (GO): membrane
Molecular function (GO): protein binding; transmembrane signaling receptor activity
Source: RefSeq, a predicted model, not a curated record